ACAUUAUAGGUUUAUCUAUAUAUUACAAGGGAGGAAACUAUAUCAUCUAGUCAAAAUAUAGAACAAAUUUAAACUUUUUUUUUUAUAUACCUGCAAAAAAUUUUGAGGCCAAUACCGGUAAAUAACGAGAACAGUUUGACAAUAUGGGUUCCGAAUGGUUUAGGAAUAUGUGUGGUGUACAACUGACUGAUAAACAAAUGGAAAACAUCCCACACACGAGAACAGAACUUGGAAUUCACAUAUCUACAAAGUUUGCACAGAUGUUUGGAAUUAUGGGAACUUGUAUCGUAGGACCUAUUGCAGGGGCAGUCAAUAAAGAUACUAGAAACUGGCCCGAUAUAAAAGAUAAAAUGACAACAAUGGGUACUGGUGGAGUUGCCUUAGGAUUCGUCGUGGGGCCCCUUCUUACUUAUUCCUUAAUGAAGAAUCAAGACGACUAUCGAGUGUGGGACAGGUGCUAUCGAAUACGUCAUAGCAGAAAUCAAGUUCGUGUAGAUCAAUUAUCUCUUUUAGGAUCCGCCUGUGGCUCAGGAGUAGCUGCAUAUACCGGAAAUGGUGCAGCAUUUGGUGGACUUGUUGGUAUGACUAGUGGAGUCAUAUUAGCCGCUCUCUACAACAGUGCGACGACAAAGAAGAACAAAAAGUAAAAAGUUGUCUCGUCAAUGAUAGUGUGCCAUUGAAUAUAUUUGUUAGAAAGUCAAUGAAUGGUUUAUUUUUUUUAUAUCGUUUGGUAUGAAUGUCACAGAAUGGAGGAUCUGUGGAUGUUGAUUCGGCGGCGCCGGCAUAAACUUU
This is a messenger RNA of Mytilus trossulus (common blue mussel), 792 nucleotides long. RefSeq lists its product as uncharacterized. Bases 144 to 647 code for a protein of 167 amino acids. The record is from RefSeq and is a predicted model, not a curated record. The transcript is spliced from 2 exons. NCBI's taxonomy places the organism in Eukaryota, Metazoa, Mollusca, Bivalvia, Mytilida, Mytilidae.